Lycium barbarum (goji berry) is the source of this 2651-nucleotide messenger RNA. RefSeq lists its product as uncharacterized. The coding region runs from base 274 to 1782 and encodes 502 amino acids. The transcript has 2 exons. Gene Ontology annotation, molecular function: glycosyltransferase activity. Lineage: Eukaryota; Viridiplantae; Streptophyta; Magnoliopsida; Solanales; Solanaceae. The record is from RefSeq and is a predicted model, not a curated record.
UGACAGCUACUACAUUAUAUAAUACAUAAAAGAUUUCGUGAAUCGUGUGCUAAGCCAGAUAACUUGUGUUUCCUCUUCACCCCUUUAAAGCUAAUGAAGACAAAACAUUAAGCUCAUACCUCACACUACUCACGUUCCUACUCGGUGUACAGGGAAUAUAUAGACACAUACAUGUAGCUCCAUCAUUAUGUCUUUACUAAGGAGACUCCAUUAUCAUUAACAGAUAUCUCCAUCUCAAUCUUCAUUUACAUCCUUUCCUUAUAGUAAGCCAAAAUGACCAGAUCAGUAGACUUAUCACAAACGGAAAGAACCAUCAGUAACCAGAAUAAGCCAUACCAUCCUAAGACAAGUUCACUCUUUUCAUUCUACUCACCAAAAUUCUCCAUCUAUCUCCUCAUCACUGGUGCCAUUCUUUUCAUUCUUUUCCAAAUCCAAUCUUUACAAACCCCACCCUCUUCUCCAUUACCAUCAUGGGAUUUUCUGAAUCAAUGGCAAAAAGUCAUCAUCAACACAACUACAAGCAUAUCAACUUUCAAUAAUGAUCAAGAUAAUCUCACCAAAUUAAUGGCCAAGAAACUCCGUGAGUCGGUUACAUUUCUUCCCCUCAAAGACUUACGUUACUCCUCCACAUCUCAACAAGGACACACAUGGUUCAUGAGUUCAAUGUAUGACACACAUGAAGAAGGUGAAGUCCAAUACCAAAGAUUCCCUUCAAAUGCAUCAAAAGGUAGACUUUUGUGCCUUAAAGGUAAUGACACUCAUGAUGGUGCAUGGAAUUCAUAUGCACUAGCAUGGCCUGAAUUUUUGCCUUACAAUUCCACCUUAAAAAAAGGUCUCACGUUUGUAUCCUACAACCACUACAAUUACGAUAACAUUUGGCAUGGCUUGUCAGCUAUGGUACCAUUUGUAGCAUGGCAUAUCAAGAACCAAUGUUCAUUUAUUCCCACUAGAUAUAUUUUGUACCAUUGGGGUGAAGUUAGGAUUAAAAUGGGGCCUUGGUUGAAAUCUUUAAUGGAUGCUACAUUUGGUGAACCACUUCAUAUUGAAGCUUUUGAAAAUAUUAAUAAUGCUGCUUGUUUUGAGGAUGCUGUGGUGAUGAGACAUAAUGAAGGGGGAAUGUCUAGACAAAAAAGGAUUGAAGUAUAUGAUUUGCUAAGGUGGAAGGCUAGAAUGUAUUGUAAUGUGAGCUUAGAAGGUAGGCUAUCAGAGGUGAACGUAAGGGGAUUGCCGGUAAUCGGAAUGACAAUGUUCAUGAGAGUUAAUGGACCAAGAUCUUUCAAGAAUGAAUCUGCUGUCAUUAGAAUAUUUCACAAGGAAUGUCAAAUGGUGGAAGGCUGCCGCUUCAUAGUUGCUUAUUCCAAUAAUCUCACUUUUUGUGAACAGGUAAGGUUGAUGAGUUUGACAGACAUACUAAUAUCCCCACACGGAGCACAAUUAACAAACAUGUUCCUCAUGGACAAAAACAGCAGUGUAUUAGAGCUCUUCCCAAAAGGAUGGCUCAAACUAGCAGGUGUAGGACAAUAUGUAUAUCACUGGAUAGCUAGUUGGUCUGGGAUGAAACACGAAGGAGCUUGGCGUGAUCCUGAUGGAGAUCGCUGCCCUUAUUCCGACGAUGAUAAGCGUUGCAUGGCUAUUUACAAAAGUAGCAAAAUUGGAUAUAAUGAGACCUAUUUUUCUGAAUGGGCUAGAGGUGUUCUUGGUGAGGUGAGAAUAAGGAAGAAGGAAGAGUUUGCCUUAAAAAAGAGUUCAGAUGUUACUCCUAGUGGCUGUUAUUGUAAUUAACUUAUCUUUAUAUUUUUUGUUGUAACUUUUAUUAGGAUGAUUUUGUACUUUACAAGUAUGAAGUCAAAAUCCCUUUCUGAGGGAGCUUUCCUUUUGAUGCUCAAACCUGAACUUUAUAAAAGUCUUUCUUUUCGUUAAUCUUUUUUUUUUUUUUUUUGGGAAAAUUUCCUUUACAUGUAAUAUUAUAACAUUAUUUCCCUAUAAUAACAUCAAAAUUGUUUUUACGGAAAAUACCAAUAAUUUGAUUACCAACAAUGUAGGAUACAAUUUUACCUUAAAUAGAACCCCUCUUUCCAUGCAUUACUUUUAAGGAUCUGCGGUUACCUUUUUUCACGAUUCAUAAUUCUCCUUCUAAUAAGAAAUUUGUAGAGGAAGAAUUAUCAUAAGAGAAAAAUAUAAAUCAUACAAUUUCAAUAUUUGAGAUAUACAAUAUAAAUAUAAAAUACGUCUAUAACAAUGAACAUAUGAUCUUUAGAGGAAGAAUUACAAGAAGAGGAAAAAUAUAAAUCAUAAAAUACAAUAUAAAAAUAAAAAAUAAAAGUACACUCUAAUGUGAAAAAAAUGAACCUGUAAUUAAUAUAUACAAAAAAAAAAUACAAUAAUAAUACAAACAUAUAAUACUCCCAAAAACAAGAUAAACAACUUGUAUCAGUUCUUACAACACAAAACAUAGUAAGUACAUAUACAUGUAUAUUCUAAUGCCAAAGAAAUAAAAAUGCUAUAAAUAUAUAAAAAAGAAAAAACACAACAAAAAUAUAAAAUCAAAUGUGAAAAAAAUGAACAGAUAAUUAAUACAUACACAAAAAAUACAGUAAUAAUACAAAUACAUAUGUACUCCAAAUUAAAAAUGAGAUAAAGAACUUGUAUCA